UGUUAUUAAAAUUUUCAGUAUUUAUAAAGUCGUCGCAAUGUCAUCAAAUCAAAAUUAACCCAGGUUGAUUUUCAUCAUUUUUGAAGCAAACUUAUUUUUCGAAAAUUCGUCAAGUUUUAUUUUACAGACAUGGAGAAGAAUAUUUUCAAAACUCCUUUGUUUAAUGCUGCGAAAAAAGGAAUUCUCGAGGAAGUGAAAUUUAUUUGUGAAACUAAUAUUGAAGAAGAGGAGAGAGUGAGUGAAUAUUAUCCAUCUCUUUAUAUCGCGUCUUAUCAAGGAAACGAAGAAAUUGUCGAAUAUUUACUUUAUAUGGGAGCGGAUCCAAAUUAUUCGUUCAAAAAUUAUUUACCACCUCUGCAUGCCGCUGCUCAAAAGGGACGACUUUCGAUAGUAAAAUUAUUAUUGGAUUACGGAGCUGAAAUUAAUCCGAAACCAGAGGAAGGAUUUUUUUCAUCUCCACUUCUCACGGCUUCUCGCGGUGGACAUGAAUUUAUGGUGAAAUUUCUUCUGGAUCAUGGAGCAAAUAUUGAGGCAAAAUUAAAUCCAAUUUGUGUGCGAGUUUCAAGUGUAAUUGAACGACUGUUUGCUUAUGGUGAUUACAGUGAAUCGGAGAUUAAUUCAAAAAGUGAAAAAAUUGGUUACACUUCGUUGCAUUUGUCGGCUGAUAAUGGAGAAAGACGAGUUGUUCGUAUUUUAAUUAAAUAUGGGGCGAAUGUUAAUUCAAAAUCAAAUUUAAAUAUCUCGCCACUAUUUGUCGCUAUUAUCAAAAAUUUUGAAUCAAUUAUUCAGUUAUUGAAAAAAGGAGGCGCGAAUUUAAAUGACACUGUCAAUGGAGUGAGUCUCUGUCAAUAUUUAAUUUUGCGUGAUCGUAAGAAAAAUGAUUCAAACAAGCAAAAAUCUUGUCAAGAUCCAAAUAGCGAGGAAGAAAAAUCUGAAGAAGAAGAAGAAGAAUAUUCAUCGGAUGAAAAGUAAAAAAUAGAUUUCAAUGACUUUUAUUACUUUUUAAAAUUAUUUUUAGUAUUUUUAUUAUUUUAUUAUUUAUUUUGUGAGUCGACUUG
Leptopilina heterotoma is the source of this 1058-nucleotide messenger RNA. RefSeq names its product ankyrin-1-like. Gene Ontology annotation, molecular function: protein binding. The coding region runs from base 130 to 972 and encodes 280 amino acids. NCBI's taxonomy places the organism in Eukaryota, Metazoa, Arthropoda, Insecta, Hymenoptera, Figitidae. The transcript has 2 exons. The record is from RefSeq and is a predicted model, not a curated record.